UGUGCGAGCGCUUGCAUUUCUCUAGUGAGUGAGUGAGAAAGAAAGAGACAGAGCGAGAGCGAGAGCGAGAUAGUGGUUGGUGUUCCGGGAGAGGGGGUAUUAUUGUCAUUCUCCCUGAUUUACCAACCCCCUUGUCCUGGUGACUGCUCUUACACGAUAAUGGACGGGGAAAGGUCUGGUGGAGUAGCGGGCGGAACGAAUCCGAAUCCAGGAGGAGGGAGCGGCGUGGGGCGCAAUCCGAACGGGCCGAAAGCUGUGCCUGGGCCAGCUACGGCAGCAGCGGCCGCGGCGGCGGCAGCAGCUGGGGCGAUGGCCGGCUCUUCCCAACCACGGGAGCCGCAGGACGGUGAAGCAGGCCUCUCACUGCCUGGGAUUUUGCACUUCAUCCAGUAUGAGUGGGGCCGCUUCCAGGCCGAGAAAUAUCGCUGGGAGGCCGAGAGAGACGAACUCAGGGCGCAGGUGGCUUUUCCAGGACAGAGGAAGGGGCAGGAGAACAUGAAGCAGGACCUGGUGCGCCGAAUCAAGAUGCUGGAGUACGCCCUCAAGCAGGAGAGGGCCAAACACCAGAAGCUGAAGGCGGGGAACGAGCAGAGCCCUGGAGAGAAGAAACCAGAGACUGAGUCUGAGCAAGUUCCCAAUGGGCCCGCGGAGUCCGACUCGGAGCCGGCCAAUCAGAUGUCGUGGAAGGAGGGACGGCAGCUGUUGCGCAAGUACCUGGAGGAGGUGGGAUACUCGGACACCAUCUUGGACAUGCGCUCCAAGCGCGUGCGCUCCCUCCUGGGGAGGACCAGCCCGGAGGCCAACGGCCCGCCCACCGAAGCAGAGCCCCACGCGGCGGGCGAGUCCCUGCUGGUCCGGCAGAUCGAGGAGCAGAUUAAGAGGAACGCUGGUAAGGAGAGCUCUAAGGAGCGUUUGCCUGGCUCUGUGCUGGACAAGCUGCCCUUCCUGCACGGCUGUGAGGAUGAGGAUGAAGACGACAGUGAUGAAGAGGAUGACUUCCAGGGCCUGGCGACGGACUGCAUCGACGCUCCGCGCAAGAGCAAGAAGCAGCGAGUGAAGUUGGGUGCUGAGCCCAUGACGGCCGAUCUGGACCCCGAGGAUGAGGAGGAUGAAGAUGACUCUGAGGAUGCGCUGAGCGAGUUUGACUUCCUGGGGUCGGGGGAGGAGGGAGAGGGGGCGGGGGAGGCGCGGAUCUCUGGGGACGGCCGGGAAUUAGAGAAUCGCAGGAACAAGCUGCAGGGCAUGAUGUCUGAUUUCCCCUCCAAACCCUCCCCGCCCCCCACUGUCCCGGGACAGUCUCGCUCUGGAGAAGGGGGCGCCCUUGGCUUCUCCUCAGACGUCUUCAUCCUGGACGCGGUUGGGGGCGGAGACAUGAACCUGGGCGAGCUGGCCGACCUCACCGUCGCCAACGACAACGACCUCACCAUCGAACUGCAGGACAGCCGGGAGGAGUUCAAGAAGACGUGGAACCCGCGCUUCACGCUGCGCAGCCACUUCGACGCCAUCCGCGCGCUGACCUUUCACCCCAGCCAGGCCGUGCUGCUGUCCGCCUCGGAGGACGGCACGCUCAAGCUGUGGAACCUCAACAAAGCCAUGCACUCCAAGAAAAAUGCAGCGCUGGAUUUUGAGCCUAUCUACACCUUCAGGGCCCACAGUGGGGCGGUGUUGUCUCUAGCCAUGGGUGAGGACGGCGAGUCCUGCUUCAGUGGAGGUCUGGACGGCUCUGUGCGAUGUUGGAAGAUUCCAGACCUGAACGUGGACCCCUACGACAACUACGACCCAGGGAUCGAGAGCAGUGUGCUUGCGGGACACGAGGAUGCGGUUUGGGGCCUGGCUUACUCCGCCCCCCACCAUCGCCUGGCGUCCUGCUCUGCCGACGGGACGGUACGCAUCUGGGACCCGCAGAACUCCGCCCCCUGCCUGUCCGUCUUCAACAAGGAGAAGGAACACGGGACCCCCACCUCGGUGGCCUUCGUCAACUCCACCCCUUUCCAGGCGGUGGUGUCCUUCGACGGGGGCGAGACGCUGCUUUACGACCUCAACACCGAGCAAAGCAUCAUGGUCCUGGAGACCCGGACGAAGGAGGGCAGCGAGCUGAUUAACCGCGUGGUCAGCCACCCCUCUCAGCCCAUCUCCAUUACCGCCCACGAGAACCGCACCAUCCGUUUCCUGGACAACAAGACCGGGAAAGUGAUUCACUCUAUGGUGGCUCACCUGGAUGCUGUCACCUGCCUAACCACGGAUCCCAAAGGCACUUACCUCGUCUCCGGCAGCCACGACUGCUCGGUGCGGCUGUGGACGCUGGAGAACCGGACGUGCGUGCAGGAGAUCACGGCGCACAGGAAGAAGCACGACGAGGCCAUCCACGACGUGGCCUUCCACCCGGCCCAGCCCUUCAUCGGCAGCGCGGGGGCCGACGCCCUCGCCAAGGUCUUCGUCUGAGGGAAAUGAAAGAACAUGGAACAACCAGAAAUCUUUCUCUUACACACAUACGUACACACACUCUCACUCUCUCAAACACACACGCUCUCGCUCUCUCUCACACACACACGCACACACACACACACACACAAAGGAGGAGCGUGGCCCACAGGUUGGGUCCAGCACCCCCUCUCCCCACCCCCACCCCCCCAUCCUCCACCCGAAGCCCCUCUACACCUCAGCGUGUGUUUUUUUUAUAUGGAUAAUUACUGCUUUUAAUACCUACCUGUGUUACUACGGCUACGGCUCGGUAGGAGUAGGUCUGGUGCACUACACGACGGGGUCUCUUCAGCGGAGCUCCGGGCGUCAGCCCCUCUCCCUGCUGCUCCCACACUACGGCGGGAGAGGGGGACGGACAGGGGGACGCGAGGAGACAGACGGACAGACACGCUCGACGCCAGGCCCCUCGCAGUAACACGGGAACGUCUAACGCGCCAGGCGCAGCCGGGAGGCGGUCUUCGCCAAACGCCCGCCGCUCAUUCCAGAACCAUCCUUUCUACGCACCCGGCCGGCGCCCCUACGCCGGGAAACCUAGCAUUUCAUUCCAAAGUCCGCAUCUGGAUGACACUACAAAAAAAAAAAAAAAAAAAAAAAAAAAAAGAAAAGUCCUCUUAGCCCACGCUGGAGAACAAGCAGCUUUAAUCACAGCUGUGCUGUUGCCACACAAAGCCUGAAUGUCUUUUCCGUUGUGUUUGUUUGUUUGUUUGUUUGUUUUGUUUAAGAUUUUUGGUCUCGUAUUUCACAUGAAGCGCGUUCGGUUGGAUGGGCGACGCCCGUUUUAGUGGGAGGGAGUUAUUUGGGGCGGAGCCACUGCAGACUCCUCCCCUUCCCUCUGUCCUGUGUGAACCACUCCAGGACCCUCUGAUCACCCCUCCAGGACCCGCUGAUCACCCAUGAUGUUAGAUCCCAGCAUCCGUUUCCUUUUUCUCCACAAUUUCUGUUUUCGAGUGGCGGAACCGAUCCGGUGCCAGAGCGUUAGGGCAGAGCCUGUUCUCAGACCCAGUGUCCGGCACACCUUCUUCACCAGGGAUCUGCUGACUGGCACCAUGCCCGUUCCUCACACACAGUGUGUGUGCUUUUUCCCUGUGACACAACAAGCACUGAUAUGUGAUUGGGCCAGAUGUGUGACGUGAGCCGUGACCUUACCCAAUCGGAGUAGGUGGUGAAUCAUUGAUAACAGAAAAAGGAUCAGGGCACUCCUCUAUUAAAAAUGGCUUCAUUAAUGUGGCAUGUCCGCAGAUUAGAUUGUUUUAAAACCAUGUUGCAGCUGCCUAAUCCUUUAGUCAGGGUAUCAGAUGGUGAAACGUGUUCGAGAAGGCUGUUCUUGCUGUUAUUUUUGCCCCAGAAUUCAUUCCCCACAGGCAAAGGGAAGAGGAACGAAACUAAAGUAUGGGUACAAGCAGGAUCGACUUGUAUAUAUUAACCUUUAUCACCCGUCUCUUUCAUAAUAUCUAAUAUAUAUAUAUGACAUGUAUAUAUAGUGUGCUUUUGGUUCAUCUUGGUGCUAAAAUCAUGUCUGAAUCAGGGACUCGGGUGGGAAUAUAUCCUUUUCUUUUUUAGUUCCAGUGACGCUGGUGAGGUCUAAAGGGUUUAGUCCCAGUGACACUGGUGAGGUCUAAAGGGUUUAGUUCCAGUGACGCUGGUGAGGUCUAAAGGGUUUAGUUCCAGUGACGCUGGUGAGGUCUAAAGGGUUUAGUCCCAGUGACGCUGGUGAGGUCUAAAGGGGGUCCAAAGACAGUGUCCCACAGUGGCGCCCCACAGGUCCCCCCUUCACGUUUCAAACGAGGAAGUGCUGGCACCGCCACGCCGCGGUUUCCCCUUUCAUUGGAACUUCCGUCUUGUUUUUUUGUUUGUUUUGCGCAAAGCCGGCCUUUUCAUGUCCUCGUUCACUGUUUAUUGGAGGACCGAGGUGGACGAUGUGUCUGGAGGUGAGCCCUAAUGUUUUUUUUACACCCCAAGUAAAAAAAGGGUCCACUCCGAUUCGCUCCGCCGGUCCAAAGUGACCUGUUCCAGAAACGCGUCAGUACCUGUACAGUUUGGUGUUAAUCGUGGCUCACAACAUUUCUUCAGGAAGUCGUGCUAAUAAACGCAUUUCUUAAACGUUUAUCAGUGACUGGGGCGAAACACACUAAAGCGUACCCCACCAGGGUUUUCCCGUGACAUUGAUUCAUCCUUUCACCCUCCGUUUUGUACAGACACUUUGAGCCUGCAAACGAAGCCAAGACAAUUUAACCACAGGCAUGGAUUUUGUGUUGCACUCGCAACAAAUGUGUAAUCCUUAACAGACAUGGUUCGUGCCCGCCAUCUUGGUUGUUGCCGUUCGCCAGGAUAGAAAUGUAAGGUGGAUCUGGCAUUCACCGUGAUAGGAAGCGUGCGGUGGAUUUUUUGACCUUUCUGGGACGCCGUAGCUUUAGACUCCGUGCUCUUAAUCACUUAUGUGACCUCUGACCUUGUUUAUAGUUGGAAACACAAAAAAAAAAGUGAUCUCAUCAAGGAUUUUUGGUCCUGUAUUUGACCAGACGUGGUUAGCUAGUUGAUCUGUCGACCUGGAGAGACCAGAAGCGCGAAUGCUGUUCUUUUCAGAUCUCUCACCUUUGCAUUUCCAAACUCAAGCUGACCUUAGGGGUCAAAGUUCAUGGUGUAUAUUGUCCCUAUUUCCUGUUUUUAUUUUUUUAUUAUUUUUUUUUUCCCAAAGCAGAAGAGAAGCCAGCAGGCAGCUGAUUGGCUGUGGAAACACACUAGCAGGCUCUGAAUGGCGUCCUGUGUCAGUGGCGUGGGUGUGCUUUGCCUCUCUCGACACUGGAACGGAAGAGUUCUCACAUUCAGACUAGUACGUUACGGGGAUCGGCUCAGACCCUUCAAACGGAAGCACGCUCGGUGAUGUCACACGCUGACCUCUGACCCGAGAUUAACCUCACGUUCUCGGAUGUCAUCGUCCCCCGUACACUAACAGCUGGCCUGUCACCUUGUCACACUACGUGGUUUCUGCUGUCCUGUGAUUGGCUGUUCCCUCCCCGGGUAACACACAGAAGUCGUGUUUAUAUGGAGCCCCUUAUGGUCAGGGCUUAAAGAGCAGUUAGGUUUUGCUCCAGGUUAAAAUUGAAAUGCAGGGAAAGCCUCUGAUUGGAUUUACCAAGAAUUUGUCACUUUCCUAUGUGAUGUUAAGUUUGUGGUGUGUGAUUGGUGCAUCUUUAAAAAACACUUUUCCUUGGUUUCCCAUUAUUUUGCUUGAGGCAACGGGAAUAUUGCAGGUAGAGAAAAAGGUCUAGUCCCUGCGUGACUUUAAACUCCCCUUUAGCGUGUCGCCCCAACGUGCCAUCUUGUUCCACGUCUUUGUGUCAGCGCCCCCCCCCCAACCCCCCGCCCUCCCAACAUUUCAAAAUGUUGUGCAAAGGCAAUCACAGCCCUACAUUCCAAAUAUCGGAAAAAGACAAAUCCAUGUGAAUCUAUGCGCCUGAAAGCAGGAAAGAAAAUCUCAAGAUGAGAAAAGACUAGAAAAUGUUUUGUGUUUUAUAAAUGUCCAAUCAUCAUUUCAUUUUUCCAUUGUUUAUUUUUCUUUAUUAUAAUUAUUAUGGUUAUUAAGAUAUAAGAAUGCUGUAGUAUCUUAAUGUAUUAUUCUUUUAAGUAGGCUUAGAACUUGCUUGUGAAUAAUAGAUUGCAAUGUAAAACUGUCAAAAUGUAAAAACGGAAAAAAAGGAAAACAAAAACUACAGGAAAAAAAAUGAAAGUAACAGUCAAGGCCAAGGAAAGGGCUCUUGUUUCUUUGUGUUUUAUUUUUUUAAUAGCAACUUAUCACUGUGUGAUAUUUUGUACAUCAUGUAUUCAAACUAUUUCCUCUAACCACAAGGGACAAGGGGCCUGCCUUUUAUUUAUUUCAUUUAAUUUUUUGUAACGCAUUCUAGCUUGUAUCAAAAGAUAUAUUUUCCUUUUCCUCCUGUUUGUUUACUUUGCGGGUCUUGUAUCGUACGUCAUUAUGGAAUAAAAAAAGAAAAAAAAAAGUUUUGUACAUAGAACCGAAAA
Molecule: messenger RNA, 6501 nt
Organism: Conger conger (European conger)
Lineage: Eukaryota; Metazoa; Chordata; Actinopteri; Anguilliformes; Congridae
Gene: strn4
Product: striatin, calmodulin binding protein 4
Cellular component (GO): dendrite
Molecular function (GO): protein phosphatase 2A binding; armadillo repeat domain binding; calmodulin binding
Source: RefSeq, a predicted model, not a curated record